GACAUUAUAACGAUCAAUCAAAAGAAUUGAUUUAAUAAAAUAAAAAAGGCAUUUAAAUCAUAGACCUAAUUUAAAUUGAUUUCCAAUGUGUAGCUGUUGAAUUGAAGAUAUCCGUUUAAAAAAAUAGUUUUCAAAGUGACCUGUUAAUAUUAUUAAAUCAUCACAAUGUCUAAUUGUCAAAAAAAAUUCUUCGGGCCUCUGACAUUGCAUCAAAAUAAUUUAAAACCCACGAUUUUCCAAAACGACGAAUCUGUAGAAUGCUCUUGUGUGCUGUGUGAGGAGAAGUUUACUUUUCCCGAACGUGAGAAGCAGUUCCUAACUCAUCUGUUUAUGGAGCACCGGUUAGUGAUAGCCGAUGUUAAUCAGAUAGCUGAUUUGAAAGAAUACUUGCGAUAUUGGCGACUUCGGUUCAAAGAUAACAGCCUUCCGUUUUACUGCACCACAAUGCUUCUAGAUAACAAACCCGAUGGGACAAAAUCUAAAGAUGAAAAAUAUUAUUUACUAAGUGACGUUCUGCCAGAAGACAAAGAAUUACGUUCAAAUCUACAACAAACUAAACUACGGAAACUAUUGGAAAGACAUCAAUUUGAACGUGAAGACAAAAACUUCAUUAGAGAAUGUUUAUUUUGCCGUUACACUUCCAACACGACAAGAGUGCAUUAUCUAAGCCAUUUGUAUGAGAAACAUAAUUUUCAUAUAGCAAAACCAGAUAACCUAAUAUUCAUCGAUGAUUUAAUCAACACUCUUGAUUCGAAACUGGAAAAGUUGCAGUGUAUUUAUUGCGAAGGUCAUUUCAAUGAUAGGUCAGUCUUAAAGGAGCACAUGAGAAAGAAAGGUCACAAACGAAUCAAUGCUGAGAACAAAGAAUAUGAUAAAUACUUUUUAGUUAAUUAUAUCGGUGAUCAAGACAAAAAAAAUAUAACAAACAGGAAUACAAAUCAGAAUGCAUAUGAACGUGAUUCAAAUGUGGAUAGCGACCCAGAAUGGUCAGAAUGGACUGAAGAUAAUGGUCCACUUAUAACCUGCCUUCUAUGUGACCACACCGAAACCGAGUACGAGUAUAUUUUAACCCACAUGGACACUAAACACGAAUUCUCAUUCAUGGAUGCGACAAACGGAUUAGAUUUUUAUCAAAAGGUCAAAAUCGUUAACUUUAUAAGACGUCAAAUACAUUUAAAGCAAUGUCUAGCUUGCGAUACAAAGUUUGAUGAUUCAAAAAAUUUAGAAAAGCACAUCAAAGAGAAAAAACAUAUGACCUUGAGUCGAGAUAGAUGGGAUCAACCUGAAUAUUAUUUUCCAACAUAUGAAGAUGAUUUGUUCUUGUGUUUCAUACAAGAUGACGAUGAGAGCUGGUGGUCCGGUGAUGAGAGAGAAACAGAGAACCAAAAUGUAAUGUCAGAUAACAUAUCCAAAGAGAUGGCACUAGCAGUACUUGAUGAUUGAAUUGAAUUAUGAAUUGAACUUUCAGCUUAACCUUAUAUAGCCAUAAGGACUAUAAUAUAGUUUAAAGUGUAUUUUCAAUGAAGCUCGUUAUAAAUCAAAUAGCAAUAAUGAAAUAAGGGACUUUUUGCCUUAACACAUCUCAUACAAUUGAGGUGGUAGUGCUAAUCCUGAGUGACUUGAAAUGCGUCGAUUUUGCGUAAAGGUAGAAGGAAUCUUAUGUGUGAGUUGUGAAAUUAUAAGUUGCCCGUUGCAUUUGUAUUGAGAUGAUGCGGUUGUGUCAGUGAUGGAAUCCCACAGCCAGUUACUAGUAUUUCAAAUGAAUUACGUAUCCAACAAAUAUUGAUAAAGAACUUUCAUGCUGAAGAAAUAAGAUCGUGUAAUAAAAAUUUAACCUGUAAAAAUUAUAAUUAACAUAAUUACUAAUGUUAGGACAUCCUGUGAGUCCAUAUGAGUCCACCCUGCCCACUUUUUGCCGUCAGGGUGAGGCAGUUGGUGUUCUGGAAAAUUGACACAUAGAACUCUGGUCUGCAAAUGGGUGGUGACUUUUCAUGUCUAUGGGCUGUGGUAACCACUUAACACCAGGUGGACCGUAAGCUCCCCCACCCACCAAAGCAAUAAAAAAAUAGUAGGAUUUAUCAGUUUAUUUAAAUGUCUCAUUAUCUGUAUAGUGUAUUUAAAUAAUGUAAUCUGGUUGUUUUAAGAUAAAUAAAUUGUUUUACAGCCAUUUUUGGCCAUGGUUAUCAUGUUGAUGUGUUAAAAAUGUGAACUUUUAAUUGAUUUAAUUAAAAAAUGUUAUUAAAUUAAAAUGAUUUUUGGCCAAAUUUCGUUCUAAGUGAUCGCAUGAUAUAGCAUAAGAAGGAUUUAUGCCAAAAUUUAAAAUCUAUCGCGUGGAUAGUUUCAGAGAACUUGUCAUAAGUGAGAAUUUCAUUUUUAUCUGUAUAUGAGUCGUCUAUUAUCAAAGGUGGCAAUCUGUGCAUUUGGACAAAACAUUUUUAUUGAUAUGACAAUACAGAUUGAUUUGAAUAUAAUCGUCUCCUUCAAAGAAUACGGUUCAAAACCUGCAUUAAAUAAAGGUUAAUAGUUAACCUGUUAUUUAUCCAAGAUGUCGUUCCGAAGAGUUUUGUGACUGCCAAUGGAAUACAAAGUCAAUAAUUCGUUUUUCUGAUUUACCAAUCAUUGUCCAAAAGUCAGAUUGCCGGCUUUGAUAAUAGUCGACUCAUAUAUUUUAAAUCCGUAUACAAAAAGACCUAGCAGAAAUCUUUCUGAUCUUGUUUAUAUAUACUUGUCUCUUUUCUCACUACUAUUCUACACUAGCAAUAUUAUUGGUUGUGCAAUAAAUAGCAAUAUUGUUAUUUUGUGUCAAGGAUGUUUAUGAUGUGUGUGAGUGAUGGAAUACGAAAAUUUACUGGUGGUAGGACCUCUUGUGGGUCCGCGCGGAUAGGUACCACCAUCCUGCCUAUUUCUGCCGUGAAGCAGUAAUGCGUUUCGGUUUGAAGGGUGGGACAGCCGUUGUAACUAUACAUGAGACCCUAGAACUUAUAUCUCAAGGUAGGUGGCGCAUUUACGUUGUGGAUGUCUAUGGGCCCCAGUAACCACUUAACACCAGGUGGGCUGUGAGCUCGUCCACCCAUCUAAGCCAUAAAAAAAGGCGACUGAAUCUUUUAUUGCUUCUAAUAUACGUUUAGUAUUAUUUUUAUGUAUAAAAUAAUAUGUGUAAAGGUCUUGUUCAAUUUGAUAUUUGUCAUCGCCGAUUACAAAAUCUUUUGUUACCUAUGUCAAAUGUUUAAGUUUUUAUUGUUCUUGAUAUUUUAUAUAUCAAGCUAACU
Messenger RNA from Bombyx mori (domestic silkworm), 3269 nucleotides. RefSeq names its product zinc finger protein 277. The record is from RefSeq and is a predicted model, not a curated record. Lineage: Eukaryota; Metazoa; Arthropoda; Insecta; Lepidoptera; Bombycidae. Bases 166 to 1443 code for a protein of 425 amino acids. The transcript is spliced from 2 exons.